AUGCCUGGCGGCGGUGUUGCUCUCCAUGCUACGACCGAUGUCAACCGUAUUGAAGCACCGGUUACGCUCAAAGCCUACCUUAUGUGCGCCUUCGCUGCCUUUGGUGGUAUCUUUUUCGGUUUCGACUCUGGAUAUAUCAAUGGUGUUACUGGCUCUGCGGUUUUCAUCCACUCCAUUGAAGGAGAUGGCGUAUCCGCGUUAACCUCAUCCCACAACUCGCUGAUUGUCUCCAUCCUGUCAGCCGGUACAUUCUUCGGCGCAUUGAUCGCAGGAGAUCUUGCUGAAUGGUACGGUCGUCGCCCAGUUAUUAUUGCCGGCUGCUUCAUCUAUAUGAUCGGUGUCAUCCUUCAAGCUGCCCACUCUUCAGGCCUUGGACUGAUCGUCUCAGGUCGGCUCAUCGCAGGGUUUGGUGUUGGUUUCGUUUCGGCCAUCAUCAUUCUGUAUAUGUCCGAAAUCUCUCCCCGCAAAGUCCGUGGGGCCCUCGUUUCUGGUUAUCAAUUUUGCAUUACGAUUGGUCUUCUCCUUGCCUCUUGUGUGGACUAUGCUACCGAAAACCGUAACGACACAGGCUCGUAUCGUAUCCCCAUUUGCAUUCAGUUUGCGUGGGGUAUCAUUCUCGCUACAGGCCUUUUCCUCCUUCCCGAAUCUCCACGUUACUUGGUCAAAAAGGGCAACGUUGACCGUGCGAGACACGUCCUUUCUCGUCUUCGUGGUCAACCUCCGAGCUCCGAGUUCAUCGAAACCGAGCUCACUGAAAUUAUCGCUAACCACGAAUUCGAAAAGAACCUCAUUCCCGACUCUGGUUACUGGGGAUCCUGGUACCAGUGUUUCAGUGGUGGUCUUUGGACUUCAAACUCCAAUCUCCGCAAGACCAUUCUCGGUACCUCUCUUCAAAUGAUGCAACAGUGGACUGGUGUCAAUUUUAUCUUUUACUUCUCGACUCCUUUCCUUAAGUCCACAGGUGCCAUCUCCAACUCUUUCCUGACAUCCAUUAUCUUCACGAUUGUCAAUGUCGUAUCGACUCCUAUCUCGUUCUGGACCAUGGAACAUGUCGGUCGUCGUCCCGUCCUCAUCUGGGGUGCUGCCGGUAUGUUCUUUUGCCAGAUAAUCGUCGGCGCUAUCGGCGAUACCAUUGGUUUCAAUAAAACCCAUCUCGACGCUUCUGGCAACACAAUCGCCAAUAACAUUGCUGCUGUCAAUGCUCAAGUCGCCUUCAUCGCGAUCUACAUUUUCUUCUUUGCAUCUACUUGGGGUCCCGCCGCUUGGGUUUGCAUUGGUGAAAUUUUCCCUAUCCAAAUCCGUUCUCGUGGUGUCGCCCUCUCCACUGCCUCUAACUGGCUCUGGAAUACCAUCAUAGCCGUAAUCACCCCCUACAUGGUCGACUCCGACAAGGGUAAUCUUCGCUCGAAUGUCUUCUGGGUUUGGGGUGGUCUUUGUGGCUGUUGCUGGCUGUACGCUUAUCUUCUCGUCCCUGAGACCAUGGGACUUUCGCUUGAGCAGGUUGACCAGAUGAUGGCUGAGACUACGCCCCGGACAUCCGCCAAAUGGAGGCCGACGAAAACCUUUGCAUCAGAGAUGGGUAUGGCUGGCGAUCACAAGUUGGUCCAUGACGACGAACACAAAGAGUUGGCGUAA
Molecule: messenger RNA, 1635 nt
Organism: Lentinula edodes (shiitake mushroom)
Lineage: Eukaryota; Fungi; Basidiomycota; Agaricomycetes; Agaricales; Omphalotaceae
Product: MFS transporter
Exons: 4
Coding region: 1-1635 (544 amino acids)
Biological process (GO): transmembrane transport; carbohydrate transport
Cellular component (GO): membrane
Molecular function (GO): carbohydrate:proton symporter activity
Source: RefSeq, a predicted model, not a curated record